Molecule: messenger RNA, 474 nt
Organism: Sceloporus undulatus (fence lizard)
Lineage: Eukaryota; Metazoa; Chordata; Lepidosauria; Squamata; Phrynosomatidae
Product: secreted RxLR effector protein 161-like
Exons: 1
Source: RefSeq, a predicted model, not a curated record
AUGACAACAGGUUUCAUUUCAGAGCCAACAACUAGAGAUUUUGAGGACAAGACGUUCUUCAGGAGCAUUAUAGGAUCACUACAGUUUAUUUCAUGCCACACUAGACCUGACAUUGCGUUUGCUGUGAACACGUUGUCUAGAAGAGUUAACAAUCCUAAGGUUGAGGAUUGGACGGCUGUGAAGCACUUGCUGAGAUAUUUAAAAGGGACAUUAGACAAGAGACUGAUUAUAAGAAGCAGCAACGCAGAUCUAGAUUGUUUUGUUGAUAGUUCGUUCGCAUCAGAGUUGGAAGACAAGAAGUCAGUGACAGGAAUGAUCAUCAAGUAUAGUGAGAGUCCCAUAGUAUGGAGAAGCAGAAAACAAACUAACGUAGCGCUUAGUACCUCUGAAUCAGAAUUUGCAGCACUGAAUGAGAUAGUCAAUGAGGUCCAGUGGAUUGAACAGUUGUUAAUAGACCUGAAUGAAAAAUUUAGA